CCCACCUCCUUACGCACGCACCACCAAACAACAAAAUCUAUUUUCCUCGCCAACGCCAACUGACAUAGCCAAAACACCCAAGCAAUCGAGAACACGAAAAGCAGACGAAAAUGGCGUCGCCCGCCGCAAGGAUCACCUUCCGCAUACUAAUCGUGGCUCUGGUCGUUCUCGUCCUCUUCUACGUCGGCCGCCCUCUCUACUGGAAAAUCUCCGCCACCAUCCACGAGAUCCGCCAAAACAAACAGACCGUUAAGCAAGGUAUAUCGCAGAUUGUUCUGGAAGCUCAGAAAUCGGUCGGUUGGUACCACGACGAGUCGGAUUCGGGUGCCCGCUACGAUAGGGCCGCGAAGAAUGUCGGGUUGGCCACGACCCGGAGGCUGCUGCUCCGCCAGGUUUCGUGAAAUCCCUUGAUUUUUCCAAAAUUUGCUGCUUUGUAAGACUGAGGUUUCAGUGGGUCUGUUCAAAUCUGGUCACAUUUCAAAUGAAUCGGUUAAAUUAUGUUGAAUUAAUGUGUUUAGGGAGUGAAAUACUUCUUCCUGACACUACUAAAUGUUAGAAAAGUUUGCACAACUGCAAUGCUGGAUUAUGUAUCGGUUUCGGAAUAUAUAUAGAAUUUUACUGAGUAUGAUUAUAUAUAUAGUAUUUUGGGUU
Molecule: messenger RNA, 651 nt
Organism: Pyrus x bretschneideri (Chinese white pear)
Lineage: Eukaryota; Viridiplantae; Streptophyta; Magnoliopsida; Rosales; Rosaceae
Exons: 2
Coding region: 111-401 (96 amino acids)
Source: RefSeq, a predicted model, not a curated record